UCAACACAGUCUUCACCAGUGAACUGAUACUGAUCCGAUUCCGUGUCGUUAAAAAACGGAUUUUUUGAGGGCCGUAGAACGGAUUGGUUUCCGUUCUCUAACGCUAGAGUCGCAUGAAGGCAAUAACGUUAUGCCUACCCUCUAGCGCCUCUAGCUGAUUCAUAAUCGGAUUCGUUUCAGUUAACCGAUUUUUGACAAAGCAGCGCGUUGUUCAAAUCAGUGAGCGGACCCGUUUCCGUUCACAGAUCCCUUUCAGUUUAUUAUCAACUUGUUUUUAUAAUAAGAAGCCGAAACCUUUCCAUUAUUUGAACGGAUUCGUUUCCGUUUCCAUAGCACGUUUUUAGUAAACAAACUGUUUGCUUAUUAGAAUAACGUACGUGCUUAAUGUGAGUGCAAUAUUUUGUUUUCAAUAAUGCCUAUGUCAGAACAAUUAAGGAAAAUGGUUGCUGAAGGGAAAAUCAAAAAAAAAAGACCCAGGGCAGAAUCAUGGACUGCAGGAAAGAGAUGGGAUAGAUUAAAAACUGUAAAACAAAAAUUAGAAACCCUUCAUGGAGAAAAUGAGGUGCAAUAUGCUCUGUUUGUGGUGUAUCCAAAUCCCCGAGGAGAUCCUUCCCAUUAUCUGUUCAAGGAAGGGGAAGAUAUUGAAAAGCUAGUCAACGAAAACAUGCUCUUCAACAAGAAUUUUCUCCACCUUAAACCUGCAUGGAAGAACCCCCCUCAAUUUAACCAAGAGCCCAUUGUAAAAAAAAAAAAGGAAAAUCCCAAAACUAAUGAAAAUGAACUACCGAAUCCCAACAGAGAUACUAAUAGUGCAGCUGAUGUUCAUGAAACUGAUGAUUGCAUUUCAAUAUCUUCCAAUUCAGAAAAAUGUGAUAAAGAAAAGUUAAAACGGCUUGUUAAAUUUUUCAACAUUGCAGUCCUAUUAUACGGAUUAAUAUAUUAAGUCUGUAAUUUUAUGUGGAAGUUAAACCCUGAUGUAUGUGUAAUUGUAUGUGUGUCAUUCGGUGGUCGGCGGCUUGGUGGUUGGAAUCAUUAUGAGCGUUAAUAAGUGAAGAAGUGCUUCCGUCCUUCACAUUCGGUGACUGUCAGAUUCAAAUAAACAAGUGACAAGAA
Messenger RNA from Daphnia magna, 1113 nucleotides. RefSeq lists its product as uncharacterized. The transcript has 2 exons. The record is from RefSeq and is a predicted model, not a curated record. The coding region runs from base 413 to 943 and encodes 176 amino acids. Lineage: Eukaryota; Metazoa; Arthropoda; Branchiopoda; Diplostraca; Daphniidae.